Osmerus eperlanus (European smelt) is the source of this 2980-nucleotide messenger RNA. It is a transcript of the gene slc4a11, whose product is annotated as solute carrier family 4 member 11. The coding region runs from base 124 to 2697 and encodes 857 amino acids. Gene Ontology annotation, biological process: monoatomic anion transport; transmembrane transport; monoatomic ion homeostasis. The record is from RefSeq and is a predicted model, not a curated record. The transcript is spliced from 21 exons. Lineage: Eukaryota; Metazoa; Chordata; Actinopteri; Osmeriformes; Osmeridae. Gene Ontology annotation, cellular component: basolateral plasma membrane; plasma membrane. Gene Ontology annotation, molecular function: solute:inorganic anion antiporter activity.
UUAGCACCUGCGGGUCACAGAAAACUUGGGUGUCAGCAAACCUCAAAGUUAAGUCAGCUGUUCUGUUUUGAGGAGAAUCACGUAAUUGCAAAACCUGUACAAGUUUAAAAGAAAAAGGACAAAAUGAAAACUGCCAAGGACGAUGGAAAUAUUCGGUUGACGGGAUUGACAUUCAAUCGAUUUGCUGAGGAGGCACCCAUCUCGGGGAUGUCCAAGAAUGGAUACUUCUUCCAAGAAAUGGAGCAGCGGGAGGCAGAGCAGGAGGAGGGCAGCGAGGGCAGAGAGGAGGGGCAAGACUCCCCCACGGCCUGCAGAGACGACGUCCACCUUUACACCAACCAGAACAGCCCUGGACCAGAUUCCGAUGAUUCUGGCUGCGUCCUACUGAACACAUCUCGGAAGUAUGUGAAGCUGAUGAACUUUGAGGAGGAGGUGCGUGCACACCGAGACCUGGACGGCUUCCUGGCGCGGGCCAGCAUCCUGCUGGACGAGACGGCGGCGUCCCUGGACGACGUGCUGAAGAGGAUGCUGCACCACGUGGGCCAGGAGAACCACACCGCCGAGCCCGGCUGCAACUUCGAGGACGUCAUGAGCAUGCUGUUCACCGACGCCGGGGCGCAGGAGGUCAGCGCCAAGUCUCAAAGUUUCGUUUUCUUUGACGACGUGCACCUGCUGUCAGAGACCAUGCAAGGGGUCACUGCCACGGCAACGGGGAUUCAGUACCAGCAGUCCUGGCUCUGCAUCCUGUGCAACGUGAAGAGCCUGCAGAGGCGGCACGUGUGCAUCUCUCGUCUGGAGCGUCCUCAGAACUGGGGGGAGAACUGCUGUGAGGUCCGCUACGUCAUCCUCAUCCUGGCCCCCCUCAAAAUGAAAAGCACCAAGACAGCGAUGGAGCUGGGCCGCACCUUUGCCACCAUGUUCUCUGACAUCUCCUUCAGGCAGAAGCUGCUGGAGACCAAGACCCAGGAGGAGUUCAAGGAGGCCCUGGUCUUCCAGAGACACCAGCUCACCGCCGCCAAUCAGAAGCCCACCACCGUCGAGGAGGAGGAGACAGACCCCCAUAGCCACAAACCUCUCAAGUGUAAGGACUUCUUCAAGGCUGGAAGAGGAAUCUACGAUGACUUGUGUCGCAGGCUGCCCCUCUACCCCUCUGAUUUCACUGACGGUGUUGUGGGCAGCAACAAGUCCCUGCUGAAGUACAUGACCACCGCCAUCUUCCUUUACAUCGCCAUCCUGCUCCCUGCCAUUGCUUUCGGCUCCCUCAACGACGAGAGCACGCGCGGCGAGAUUGACGUCCAGAAGACCAUCGUGGGUCAGAGCAUCGGAGGGAUCAUCUACUCCCUGUUUGCAGGCUCUCCUCUGGUCGUGCCUCUCACCACGGCUCCUUUGGCUAUCUACAUAUCUGUGAUUCGAGGGAUCUGUGAUGACUACGAUCUGAACUUCACUGCGUUCUACGCGUGCAUCGGCCUGUGGAACAGCUUCUUCCUCAUCCUGGGAGGAGUCUUCAACGCCAGUCUGAUAGUCAAGCUCUUCAAGAGGUCCACCGAGGAGAUUAUCGCUCUGUUCAUCUCCAUAGCGUUCGUGGUGGACGCGUUAAAAGGCACCAUCAAAAUCUUUCACAAAUACUACCACUCCCCCACACUGACCAAUGGGAGCAUGGGGGCCUCCCAGCCGCUGCAGGACAGGUGGGGGCAGCUGGGGGUCAACGUGACGGAGGAGACGACCAUCGUGUGCACCCGGGAGAGGCCUGUCCUCUGUCUGCUGCUCAUGCUGGGGACCUUGUGGAUGGGAUACACCCUGUACCAGUUUAAGAGGAGUCCGUUCCUGCAUGUGAAGGUGAGGGAGCUGCUGUCAGACUGUGCCUUGCCCAUCUCCAUCCUGCUGUGCUCCUUUAUAGGAUCCUACCUGUUCAACGACAUAGAGCUCCCAGUGUUCAACUUUAAAAACACCCCCAUGUUCAACCUGGCUCCGUUUGAGAAGCUGUCGGCCAUCAACGUUCUGAGUGCCAUGGGUCUGGGCCUGCUCCUCGCCAUCCUCAUCUUCAUCGACCAGACCAUUGUGGUGUCGCUGACCAAUGCACCGGAGAACCGGCUGCUGAAAGGCACAGCAUACCACUGGGACCUGAUGCUCUCAGGACUCAUCAACAUGCUGAUGUCGGUGCUGGGGUUGCCAUGGAUGCAUGCCGCCUUCCCCCACUCCCCCCUGCAUGUGCGGCAGCUGGCCGUGGUGGAGCAGCACGUGGAGGGAGGACACCUCUACGAGACCAUCGUCCAGGUGAAGGAGACCAGGCUGACGUCGCUGGCGGCCAACAUCUUCAUCGGCGUGUCUGUGUUCCUGCUGCCCGUGCCCCUGCAGUGGAUCCCCAAGCCGGUGCUGUAUGGCCUCUUCCUCUACAUCGCCCUCACCUCCAUCGACGGGAACCAGAUGUGUGACCGCAUGGCUCUCCUGUUGAAGGAACAGACCUCCUACCCCCCCACCCACUACAUCCGCAAGGUCCCCCAGAGAAAGAUCCACUACUUCACCUUCCUGCAGAUGGUGCAGCUGCUGGUGCUGUGUGCGUUCGGCAUGUACCCACUGCCCUACACCAAGAUGAUCUUCCCUGUGCUCAUGGCCCUGCUCAUUCCCAUCAGGAACUGUGUGCUUCCUCACAUCAUUCAGGCCAAAUACCUGGAUAUUAUGGACGCCCAACACAUGUAGCUAGAUAGAGACUUUGGGGAACAGGCACCUGGGAUUUGUAUUUUUAAAUGCAGGUAAAUAGACUGUUUAAUUUUAUAAUAGAAUAGAACAUCCAUGGUGGUGCAGCACUGAAGACAGGAAGAGGAGGGGGGGGGGGGCGGAGAGGUGGAGCAGAGGAGGAGGAAGGAGUUGAAGAGAGAAGGAAAGGAGGCAGAGGAGACGAGCAUAAGACUGCAGAGCCGCCAGAGUGUCUUCUGGCUGCCUGGCACUCACGCAGCGUCUUCAUCUGCCGAUGUUCACUUCC